This is a messenger RNA of Oxyura jamaicensis (ruddy duck), 1159 nucleotides long. Its product is annotated as olfactory receptor 14C36-like. Gene Ontology annotation, cellular component: membrane. The transcript has a single exon. Gene Ontology annotation, molecular function: G protein-coupled receptor activity; olfactory receptor activity. The record is from RefSeq and is a predicted model, not a curated record. Bases 233 to 1159 code for a protein of 308 amino acids. Gene Ontology annotation, biological process: G protein-coupled receptor signaling pathway. NCBI's taxonomy places the organism in Eukaryota, Metazoa, Chordata, Aves, Anseriformes, Anatidae.
UUCCCUCCUGUUGCAUAGCAGGAAGGACUGCUCUGGAGCCCACAGCAGCCCCUGCUUCCAGUUCCACCUUCAGCCAGCACCAGCCAGAGCUCAAGCAAGAGAGCUGCAGAAAGCUUCUCCUGCAAAGAGAGAGGCUUGUCUGUGGGGUAAGACAUGCAAUAGGUUUUCCUCAUUGAAGUUUGUUCUAUGUUUUUUUCUCCUCUUCAAAGAAACCCAUGUCCAAAGUCAGCAAAUGCCCAACCACAGCUCUGUGAGUGAGUUCCUCCUGCUGGCAUUCGCAGACACACGGGAGCUGCAGCUCCUGCACUUCGCGCUCUUCCUGGGCAUCUACCUGGCUGCCUUCCUGGGCAACGGCCUCAUCCUCACCGCCAUAGCCUGCGACCACUGCCUCCACACCCCCAUGUACUUCUUCCUCCUCAACCUCGCCCUCCUCGACUUGGGCUGCAUCUCCACCACUCUCCCUAAAGCCAUGGCCAAUUCCUUGUGGGAUAGCAGGGCCAUCUCCUAUCAAGGAUGUGCUGCACAAGUCCUCUUUUUCAUCUUCUUUUUUGGUUCAGAGUAUUCCCUUCUCACUGUCAUGGCCUAUGACCGCUAUGUUGCCAUCUGCAAGCCCCUGCACUAUGGGAGCCUGCUGGGCAGCAGAGCUUGUGCCCAGAUGGCAGCAGCUGCCUGGGGCAGUGGCUUUCUCUAUUCUGUCCUGCAUACGGCCAAUACAUUUUCCCUGCCCCUCUGCCAAGGCAACGCUGUGGACCAGUUCUUCUGUGAAAUCCCCCAGAUCCUCAAGCUCUCCUGUUCAGAUGCCUACCGCAGGGAAGUUGAGUUACUUGUGUUCAGUUUUUCUUUAGUAUUUGGUUGUUUUGUUUUCAUUGUUUUCUCGUAUGUUCAGAUUUUCAGGGCCGUGCUGAGGAUGCCCUCUGAGCAGGGCCGGCACAAAGCCUUUUCCACAUGCCUCCCUCACCUGGCCGUGGUCUUGCUGCUUAUCAGCACAGCCAUGUUUGCCUACUUGAAGUCCCCCUCUGUCCCCUCCCCAUCCCUGGACCUGGUGGUUGCAGUUCUGUACUCGGUGGUGCCUCCAGCAGUGAAUCCCCUCAUCUACAGCAUGAGGAACCCACAGCUGAAGAAUGCAAUGAGGAAACUAUGGAGGUUUCUCUGUAAAUAA